AUGUGCUGGUGGAUUGGUAGAAGGGAGUAUUUACGGAUUAUUAUUCAUCUUAACCCGGACGCUAGCAGACCAUACUACGCUAGUGGUAGUAAAGGGGUUAGACCUUAUUUUAUUUAUCUAUCUAUCUAUCUAUCUAUCUAUCUAUCUAUCUAUCUCAGCCUGUUCUUAAUCUAUCUAUUUAUCUAUCUAUCUAUCUAUCUAUCUAUCUAUCUAUCUAUCUAUCUAUCUAUCUGUCUGUCUAUCUAUCUAUCUAUCUAUCUCAGCCUUCUGUUGGAAGCUCCUCCAUUCUUGUAUUCUCUUCGACAUUUCAUCUUUCCAUCAUAUUCUUCCUUUUUUCCUCCUCUUCUUCUUUCUCUAUGUUCUUGUUUUUCUUUUUUUUUUUUAGUCGUUCUGAUUGUCUUUCUAUUUUUCUUCCUUCCCUUUGCACCUUUUUCUUCUUCUGGUAGCCCUCCUUGCUUUGAUUCUUCGUUCUUUCGCUUCUCUUUCCUUCUCUCUCUACCGUUUUCUGUUUUUCUUCUCUUUCUUCUUCAUCUUCUUUUUGUACAUUUAUUAUGUUUUCUUUUCUCUCCUUUUCUCUCAUUCAUUUUUUUAUUUUAUUUCUUUUUUUUUCCCUUCUCUUUUCCUCCUUUUCGGAAAUUCCAUCAUUCAACAUUUUUUUCUUUCGUCUUUCCUUUGUCCUUUCUUUUUUUCUUCCUUCCUCCCUUUCUUUUGUCUAUCUUUCUUUCUUCCUUCUUUCUUUCUUCCUUCUUUCUUUCUUUCUUUCUAAUGUUUUAUCUGUCAACCUUUCCCAGUUUUCACUCCUUAGUUUUUUUCAACAUUCUCUGUCUGUUUGUCUCUCUGUCUCCGUCUCUGUCUCUCUCUCUCUCUCUCUCACUACUUUCCUAUUCCCCGCUCUAUAUUUUCUCCCUUAUACUCUUGCUUCCUUUUGCCUCUCCCUUGUAUGCAUGUUUCCUUAUGUCUCUCUGUUAUAUAAAUACUGACGCCUACCAAUGCGCCAUUUUUUCUCGUCCUUUCUCUCUUUGUCUCUUUCAAUCUCCUCUGCUCUCACUCUCAAUAACGCUCUCUCUCUCUCUCUCUCUCUCUCUCUCUCUCUCUCUCUCUCUCUCUCUCUCUGAUUUUCAUUGUGCAAGGACAGGGUGGGUUGCCUUUCUCUAUUUUCUUUCCAAUCUCCUAAAAUUCCAGCCGAAGUUUCCCGUCAUCUCGAUGAUCCUCUCUCUCUGCCUCUCUAUCGUUAUCCAUUCAUCCAUCCAUCUCUUGACCAUAACGAGCCCCGUGCUGACUCGUGUAAAGCCUGUAUUCAUUCCACCUGGCCUCAGUUCGCACCGCCAACGAACGAAUCGCAUUAAUCUAAUCUAUUUUCAUUAUAAUAACGCUCGCCGCCUUUGA
Molecule: messenger RNA, 1386 nt
Organism: Acanthosepion pharaonis
Lineage: Eukaryota; Metazoa; Mollusca; Cephalopoda; Sepiida; Sepiidae
Source: the annotation of a GenBank genome assembly